AUGAGCAGUCCAAGCCGUCGUCCCUAUGGAAGGCAUCCCUCUAGCGAGGACGAAGCGGAGCUGGGUAGUAGCAAGAGAGUGCUGGCAGAGCAUGCUCGUCGAAGCCGUUCGAGAUCGCGGCAGCGAGCGUCGACUGCUGUCGGCAGCAGCAGCCCUACUAUAGACAAUAAUGCCAAUACUCUCUCGCAAAGUUCCAGUCAUCUUGCCUUGUCGGAAGCACGACGCAGAGGUCGUAGUGUUUCGCGGCAACGGUUGGACAGUUCCAGUCACUCCAAGAAUGCAGCUCCACCCAUAAGAGGACGCAGUUCUUCGAGGAGUGGUGGUGGCGGUCGUAUCAGUUCUGCCGGUCUUUCCUCGUUAAAGGAUCAACUGGCUUCCUUUGAAACUCCAAAGAGAACGUCGAGUGGGCUCAAGUACCCUUCCUCGCUAUACUUUGAAGCGGCUCGAGGCCUGUCCAGUGGAGAUGACUCUUUGCAAUCUUCCGAAAGCAGCAGUCACCAUGGUGGUGGUGGUCUGGCAUCCUUUCUCACUCCUCCUGUAUCCACCAACCAGAACAGAACCCAAUUGAAUAGUCUCCAUGCCGCUGCCACCAGCAAGCAUCAUCAUCAUCAGGGUACCAGCAGUGAUGACAGCGACAAUCAAAGUUUGGCAGAUUUCUGGCAAGAUGAAGAACAUCAAGAAGGAGGAGAAGCACAGGAAAAGCCUUCCUCUAAAGCGACAACGAAUUUUGCCCGUCAAACCAGUCUUGACAGUUCUCAGUCUUCCUUCAUGGGGGGAACCUCAUGGAAUCCAACUUCCUUUUAUCAGAACCAACUCCAUCAACAUAUGGACGAAGUCGAAGAUACCUAUUGA
Molecule: messenger RNA, 852 nt
Organism: Seminavis robusta
Lineage: Eukaryota; Bacillariophyta; Bacillariophyceae; Naviculales; Naviculaceae
Source: the annotation of a GenBank genome assembly